AUGGCCCUUACAUACCCCAAGGAAUAUGAACCGCACGGAGACAGAUUGCGACGCUGGAUGGAAGAUGCCAAUGAACCCGGAUGUCCGAUCCUUAGAAGCUCGCUCACUAUCCCUGAUAACAAAAGCGUUAUCAGCGAUCAGGAGUGGUAUAUUAACUCCGAUCCUUUUUAUCUAGCUGAUGAUUGGGCUCUCUGGGCCCAGAGUGUUGGGCUGCCAUUUGAUGGCCUGGCAGUUGACGAAAGUCUCAGCCAGGGACCUAGUUAUUAUAAUCAGUCAAUCAUCAAGUUCCUCGGAUCCUAUGCGUGCUGGAUUGGGCGGACUGGACCAGGUGUGAUCUUCAUUGACAAUAUCAAGAGAGACCGGGGAAGUACAGAUCCACACAUGUCCGAGUAUGCCAAGGCUUUCUAUGAGAUGAACUUUGAUCUCGCAAGCUUGAAGUAUGUUGUUGUGACUACUAUUGUGGAGAAAGAAACUAGACCCUUCCUCAACCAUCUGUACGAGUCUCGGGGACUCUUCCUUUCACUUAAGGAGGAGUGCACUUGGGAGGCUCCUUCGGCUGAGUUCUGUGGUAUUCUCGGUACUCCUAUUGGUAAGAUGGUGGGUGCCUUGAUCUUGGGUGCAUAUGGCCAGGGGGUGAAGCGUAUUGCACGAAUCAUGAACAUCCGGAUUGGCGAAGACUACAGUGCAUAUAACCUACGGUUUGAUAUCGAGGAUGCUGACGGCUGGAAUUUUUCUUGA
Penicillium bovifimosum is the source of this 738-nucleotide messenger RNA. RefSeq lists its product as uncharacterized. The transcript has a single exon. The coding region runs from base 1 to 738 and encodes 245 amino acids. Lineage: Eukaryota; Fungi; Ascomycota; Eurotiomycetes; Eurotiales; Aspergillaceae. The record is from RefSeq and is a predicted model, not a curated record.